Messenger RNA from Camellia sinensis, 721 nucleotides. The record is from RefSeq and is a predicted model, not a curated record. Lineage: Eukaryota; Viridiplantae; Streptophyta; Magnoliopsida; Ericales; Theaceae.
UAAGAAAAUCCCAUCGAACUAGAUACUAAUUAUUUCCCAUCCACACACGCCCUCCCUUCCUCCAAAGCCAUGAACGCCACCACCACAGUCAUGUCUCUUACACCAACAAAACCUUUCACUCAUUCUUCCCCUCAAUUUCCCUCAUCUCCUCCCCAACAUCUUCGCCCCCUCCGAUCUCUCUCUCUCAUCGCCAUCAAAUCCAGAAUAACCACCAACGCCACCACCAACGACGGCGGCAACGCAUCACCACCGCCUCCGCCGCCUAUAACGCCGCCGGACGCCGUCGAGAUCCGAUUCCGGAGAGGUUCGAGAAGGAAAUCGAGACAGCAAGAUGGGGGACCGAAGAAGGCAGAGCAGAAGGGUACGGUGGCGACAAAGGAUUGGGAAUCGAUGAGCAUGACAGAGAAGGCGAUAGAGCUUUACAUGGGAGAGAAGGGCUUGUUGUUCUGGAUUAACAAGCUCGCUUACGCUUGCAUUUUUAUUGUGAUUGGGGCUUGGAUUUUGUUCAGGUUCGUUGGUCCAGCACUCAAUCUCUACCAGCUUGACUCUGCCCCUCUCUCUCCAACCUCCAUCUUCAAGAGCUAAGCCCCCAUGUUCGUUCAUUAUCAUUACCUUUUUGGGGCUUUGAAAGCUCAAAAAACUGAAAAUUAUGUGGUAGAAUGGGGAAUUUUGUAAGUUUAAAAUUCAUUUGAUAAAAAUUUCAAGUGUGGAAUUAAAGCAA